Dentiscutata erythropus is the source of this 298-nucleotide messenger RNA. Lineage: Eukaryota; Fungi; Glomeromycota; Glomeromycetes; Diversisporales; Gigasporaceae. The record is from the annotation of a GenBank genome assembly.
CACCUCCACAAAAAAAAAAUUCACAACCAUCGCAUGAAUCAUCGCCACGACUUUUGCGUGAAUCAUCGAUGGAAAUAUUGUAUGAAUCAUCACCGGGAACAUCAUAUGAAUCAUCACUGGGAACAUUAUAUAAAUCAUCACGGGAACAUCGCAUGAAUCAUCGCCGGGAACAUCUAAUGAAUCAUCGCCGGGAACAUCAAAUGAAGCAUCGCCGGGAACAUCAAAUAAAUCAUCGCCAAGAACAUCAUCGGUACCAUCAAAAAGGCCGCCAAUACGAUCAAAGCAUAAUUCAAAAAAG